Molecule: messenger RNA, 2025 nt
Organism: Drosophila santomea
Lineage: Eukaryota; Metazoa; Arthropoda; Insecta; Diptera; Drosophilidae
Product: trichohyalin
Exons: 1
Coding region: 1-2025 (674 amino acids)
Source: RefSeq, a predicted model, not a curated record
AUGCGGCUUUUCGUGAUCGCCGUUCUGGCCCUAGGUUCCGCAAGGGCCUUCUCUGUGAUCCGCACCCAGCCCCAUCCGCAGCUGGUGGCCUACGCCCCGGCCAGAGGGGAGUUCCCCGUGGUGAGUGCUUUGGCCCAGGGCUACGUCCGCUACUACGAUGGCACGGGAGCAGAGCGACUGCUGCCCUACAGCUACCCGGAACCGCUGAACGGCAUCCGGGAUCUGUCCACCUCCAGUCUCGUCCGCUCCGGCAUGGAGCAGGAGAGCCAACAGGUCGCCCUGUUCCGUGCCUGGUGCGAGCAGCGCUACCAGGCCAUGCGCCUGGAACUGGAUCGCCUGAAGGCCCAGGGCCAGAAGCCAUCGGCCAGCAUGCUUGCGCAGUUUGAGCCUCUGGAGCAGAUCGUCAAGUUUUCCGCCUUCGAGGCCGUUCCCGGUCUGUCCCCGGAGGUCCAGCGUGCCCGAGAUGAGCAGUUACGCAUUUGGAACGAGGCCAGGCUGGAGGUGCUGCGUGCCGAACAGGCUCAGCAGCUGCUCGGCCAGUCCCCGGAGUACCAGACCAAGACGGAGAAGAUCCAGCCUCUGCAGCAACAGGUUGUUCCCAUCCAGGAGAACGUACUGAUCAAAACCGCCACUCAGUACGCUCCUCAACCCGUCGAGGAGACGCCGGAAGUGAAAUUGGCACGCCAGGAACACCAGAAGCAGUUCGAUGAGGCCCUCCUCCGGCAGCCUGCCCAGGAAUCCAAUAUCCUUAAAACCAUUCCUGGAAUUCAGCAGCCAAUCACGACCCAGCCUCAGCCGAUCAUCAAGACCGCGACAACCACCUUUGAGACCCCUGCAGCUGGCCAACCCCAGGGCAUCUUCCAGAGGGGCAGCUUCACAGAUCAGCAGACCCCACAGCCCAUAGGCGAAACUCCAGAAGUGAAGAAAGCUCGCGAGGAGCACCUUAAGUUAUUCAAUGAGGCCCUGCUCCGUCAACCUGCUGCCACCGCAGAUCCCAUUCUGAAGAACACGCCUACCAAGCACGAUCAGUCCCAAUCCUUCACCUUCCCAGAAAACAAAGGUCCUCAGCCUAUCCAGGAAACCCCAGAGGUCCUGCGCGCUCGGGAGGAGCAUCUGAAGCAGUUCAGCGAGGCCAUCCUGCGACAGUCAGUCGAAGUCCAACAGCAGCCACUGACUUCCACCGCGCCCAUUUUAUCUUUCGCUCCCCAGGCCAUUCUUAAGAGCCCCAUUGCCGAGGCACCGCAACCCGUCCAGGACACUCCGGAGGUCAAGCUGGCCCGUGAGCAGCACCUAAUGCUCCUCAAUCAGGCAAAAGUCCAGGCCGAGGACAAGGUGGCCGACAUUGCGGACAUGAUUCGUCUGGAGGAGCGCGAGCGGGAGAAGGAGCGUUUGCAGGAGCUGGAGCUGCGCAAGCAGGAGGAGAAGGAAGCCGAACUGGUCCGCCAGCAGGAGGCAGAUCGUCUGCGCGAGGAAACUCGCAUUAUGGAGGCCGAGCGUAUGAAAAUCGAGCAAGAAGAUCGCCUCCGGUUGGAGAGUGAACAGCAGGAGCUGCUCCAGUUGAAGGCUAACUCCAUCCCCGUUCCCGAGAAGGACACUCCCGAGUACCUGCGCAAGGCGGAGCAGUUCAAGAUCAUCAACAACCAGGUGCAGCCCCAGCAGCAGCAACCCAACAUCGUGACCCAGCAGCAGCAGGUGCAAAAUGGCUUCUUCCUGCGCAUCCAAACCAACCAGCCAUCCACCGCACCAGUGAGCACUCCUGCCCUGCUGCUUCCCGAGACGGGCUCCAAUCCCUUCCUGGUCCGAUACACCACCAAGCCAGCAGAGGUGCAGCUUCCUCUGCAGGCGCUCCAGCCUCUACCCACGCCCAUUGCCUCCGUACUGAAGCAGCAGAUUAGCUACAGCUCCACGUCCCCCAGUGAACUGGAGAAAGCCACCCGGGAGCACUUCCGCGCCCACGAGAUCGCCCUGGAGCAGCUACGACUGGCCAACCUGAGGAACCCCUGGACUCCAGACUGUCAGCACUAG